CGGAAGCUCAGUGUGAAGACAGGAACAACAAAGAAGGGAAGAGUCCGGGGUUUUAAACCUACUUUGGACCACGCCAGGGAAUAAAAUCCAGAAACUAACCACUGUCCAUAGUAGGGCAAGAUACUUUGGUGUGCAUGUGAGGACAAGUGUCAGCGAAGCCAACCAUGGCGAACAAUGCAGAGGAUAUUGAAAACAACGUGCAGGAGCACCAGGAGACCAAUACGGCCAAUACAGCCCAGGCAGCCACUCAGCAGCCCCAACAGGCUGGAGGGACCAGAGCUCGUUCCAGGGGAGGAGGUGGAGCUGGAGGAGGUGAUGGUGGAGGUGGAGGAGGUGAUGGUGGAGGUGGAGGAGGCGGUGGCAGCAGCGGUCCAGAGCAGAACGGGCAGCCACCCGCCGCUCGGCCUCCUCGUGUGGUGGAGACCGAGGAGGAUGAAGACGAGGAGCUGACCUUGAAAUACGGAGCCAAGCACGUCAUCAUGCUGUUUGUGCCCGUGACCCUCUGCAUGGUAGUCGUCGUGGCAACCAUAAAGUCUGUCAGCUUCUACACUCAGAAUGACGGGCAGAGAUUGAUCUACACACCAUUCCCUGAAGACACGGACACAGUAGGACAGAGAGCCCUCAACUCUAUCUUGAACGCCACCAUCAUGAUCACUGUGAUCAUCGUCAUGACGUUGGUGCUGGUGCUGUUAUACAAAUACCGUUGCUACAAGGUGAUCCAAGGUUGGCUCUUCCUCUCCUCCCUCCUCUUGCUGUUCUUCUUCUCUUACAUCUACCUCAAAGAGGUUUUCAAGACCUACAAUGUGGCCAUGGACUAUUUAACCUUGGCAUUAAUAAUUUGGAACUUCGGAGUGGUGGGCAUGAUGUGCAUUCACUGGAAAGGGCCACUGCGGCUCCAGCAGGCCUACCUCAUCAUGAUCAGCGCCCUCAUGGCCCUGGUUUUCAUCAAGUACCUGCCAGAGUGGACCGCCUGGCUCAUAUUAGCCGUCAUAUCUGUCUACGAUCUGUUAGCGGUGCUCUGUCCCAAAGGGCCUCUGAGGAUCCUGGUGGAGACGGCUCAGGAGAGGAACGAACCCAUCUUUCCAGCUCUCAUCUACUCUUCUACGAUGGUGUGGCUCGUCAACAUGGCAGACGUCGAAGGGCCGAAAAGGAACUCGACAGAAGCAGCUUCACCUCAGCCAGAGACUCAAGGUGCCAUGGUGUCUCCGGCUCCCUCCAGUCCGUCACAGGACGACGGAGGCUUCAGCCAGUCCUGGGUCAGCAACCAGGAUCACCAGCUGGGGGAACUCCAGUCAACCGAAGAUAGCAGACGGGAGAUCCAGCAGAUGCCCUCCGAUCGUCCUGUUGUUAUCGAUGAAGACGAUGAAGAGAGGGGCGUCAAGCUGGGGCUCGGAGACUUCAUCUUCUACAGCAUGCUGGUGGGAAAGGCCUCAGCCGCAGCCAGCGGCGACUGGAACACCACGCUCGCUUGCUUUGUAGCCAUCCUCAUCGGCUUGUGUCUGACGCUGCUGCUCCUGGCCAUCUUCAAGAAAGCACUCCCCGCUCUGCCCAUCUCCAUUUUUUUCGGCCUGGUCUUCUACUUCGCCACAGACAACUUGGUACAGCCCUUCAUGGACAAGCUGGCGCUACACCAGUUCUACAUUUAGCAGGAUACUGCCCUGAUAACCCUCACCCACAUAGCUCUCCAGCCAACAACACGAGAGCGGUCCCUUUACAGCCAGGGAACAAAGGGCGAUGUAGGCGCCCCUCCUGCCCCCACAUCCCCUCCUAAGGACUCAUGAUGUUGGGACACAAGUUGUUUUUGUUCUGCCUUUCUUUCUGGCGCCAAGGGAGGGUAUUCCCCACAACAGCUGUUCUUGAACAUUUUAUUUUUGUUUUAAACCCAAAAGUGACAUUUCUCUAAUCUGAAGCAGUUCUGUUGCAUCAGUCCAAGGGAAGAUCGCUCCACUUGGGACCCCAUCUUCACAUCGUUUUUGCUGAUCACCGGUCUCAGGCAAAAUCCAAACUAGGAGAAGUUAGUGGGACUAUUUUACAUUUUUAUUUAUCCAGGGAAGCUUUACAGGAGCUUGUUUGCUCUUUUUGUUUUCAGCAGCUUCCAGCGUCACAUCCUCACACUUUCAUAUCUUGGAGCUGCCCAGUCCCACAAGUCUCCCACUGUCGACCACUGAGCAGCUCUACUGGAGCAACUGGGGCUUCACAGCAGGUGCCUUGCUCAGGGACACCUUUGACGGUAGCUGUUAAGAAAAGUGAGACCGUUUCAUUGAGUCUCCCUUCAAAGACUUAAACAUCUUUCCUGUCGCAAGUCCAUUUUCACGACUUGUGAGCUACCAGCGCCCCUCAGACUGAACAGAAGAUUAAAAAGCCUUCAUCAAACUAGUGGACACUCGAUGAUGAUAUUGAUGAUAGAUUGGUAAAUGUGUAGUGUGAUUGUGUAUGAGCUGUCAGUCACCAGAGAGUGCUUUCCUCACCGCUGUUAAGAAUGGUUAGUCUCUCUCCCCCCCGCCCUCCCCCCUCCCCCACUCCUCCCUCACUUUUAGACACGCUGAAGCUCUGAAGUCAGAGCGAUUGAAGCCCUGAAAGUUUUUUGCUCAACUGGAAGUUUUGAUCAUGUGGAAACAUUUCAUUGUCUCUAGCAUUAAAAUACGAGUGCUGAUGUUGCACCAAAUCACUUGAGAGUUCACCAUUCACUACAUUCUCUGCCCUCAUUCUUACCUUAAAUCACAUUUAAAGUCACAGCGGGCAGCCUGAAGAAGACACACAGACACACAGACACACACACACACACACACACACACACACACACACACACACACACACACACACACGAGAAUUGCCUGUCAUGUACUGUCAGCCACUGAGCAGUUCUGCUGGAGCAGUUGGAGGUUCAGUGCCUUGCUCAAGGGCAUUUCAGUAGUAAUAGUUGUUGUUGUUAUUGUGGGACAGAAAAUGUGCUUUUCAUUCUCUACCCUGACAGAGAUUUGAUUUUAGUGUUUUUUUCCAACCUGUACAGGGAUUGUAACCUCUGAUCAUCUGGUCACAAACUCUGAACCUUUAGGCUACAGCUGCCCCCAUGAUGCUCGCCUGGUGCUGUCUGGAACUAUGCUACAUCAAACACGAGUUAUUUCUACUAUACAUACAUACACAGAUACUGUUGUGAUUUUCAAGAUAUGCAGAAGACAAAUAUUGUACUUUUUUUGAAACAUGGGGAUAAGUGAUAACAGAGUUCCUACGCAGAUCAGGAAAACUAGACAUUUUUUAAAUCAAAUUUAAAAGGAACCAAAAAGUUAAAUCAAGGCGACAAAGAAGAAGCUUGAUCAUGAAUAAUAAAAUGUGAAAACCUGAACGUGGUGGUUUCUCAUAUGAGGUAAUGCGGCCUGGUUAGAAAGAGGACAAGCUGCACUGAUUGCUCUUUUUUUGUUGCAUUCAAAUUUCAUGCUUGCAGAGAAGAAACCAAGAGAGAACAAUAAAAUAAUAUUUGUUCUGAGACUUUUUAUUUUCCCUUUUUUUUUCAUUUUAGGGAACAUGUUGGGUGACUGGCUUUUUUCUGUCCUUCACAUGCAUAUGUGUGUUAUGCAAGGUUAUUCAAUUCAAAUUUUGCUCUUUUUUAAAAAUAAAUAAUGAAACUG
Scomber scombrus (Atlantic mackerel) is the source of this 3626-nucleotide messenger RNA. It is a transcript of the gene psen1, whose product is annotated as presenilin 1. NCBI's taxonomy places the organism in Eukaryota, Metazoa, Chordata, Actinopteri, Scombriformes, Scombridae. The transcript is spliced from 11 exons. Gene Ontology annotation, molecular function: cadherin binding; aspartic endopeptidase activity, intramembrane cleaving; beta-catenin binding. Gene Ontology annotation, cellular component: mitochondrial inner membrane; cell cortex; perinuclear region of cytoplasm. The record is from RefSeq and is a predicted model, not a curated record. Bases 165 to 1646 code for a protein of 493 amino acids. Gene Ontology annotation, biological process: Notch receptor processing; calcium ion transport; smooth endoplasmic reticulum calcium ion homeostasis.